AACCUCCUCUACUGCACUCACGCGCAGAAAAAAAGAUAACGCGAUCUAUCGAUCUUUUUUCCAAUCAAAAAAAUACCGCCGUCUUAUAGGCUUCAUGGCUAUAGUCGGAUAAAACUGACGUUUACAAACGAACGCGUCGACCGAAUCCACUCAUUUAUUUCGUUCACAAUAUUUACGACGGCGUUAUUAAUUGGACAUGUCAUUUUAAUUAUGUAAAUAAGUAUGGGUGAUAAUCAAUUUAAAUUAUGUGUUUCGAUUUCGUUCGCUUAAUUUAAUGUAAACAGAUAUAUAUCAGUAGUUUGUGACGUUUUUACGGUGUUAAAAUAAAGCUUUAUAUUAUAAUGGAUUUUAUUGGAAGCUUGUCGGAUGUGCUACAGUAAAAUGGUUGAUAUUCUGCCUCAGUGGAGUUCGCUUUAGUUAGUGAUUUUAAUGGACCUCUGAUACCGACUUAUCAUACCAUUAUGGAACGACACCAAAAUGGUAUGGAUGUGUGGGUAGGUCAAGGGAGGGUCAAUCAGCUCGGAGGAUUGUUCAUCAACGGACGUCCGCUACCGAAUCACAUUAGGCUCAAGAUAGUAGAACUGGCGGCGGCCGGAGUCCGUCCGUGCGUCAUCUCGCGACAAUUGCGCGUCUCCCACGGCUGCGUCUCCAAGAUCCUCAAUAGAUACCAGGAGACGGGGUCAAUCAGACCAGGAGUGAUUGGUGGCUCUAAGCCGAGAGUAGCGACACCAGAGGUGGAAGCAAGGAUUGAGGAGCUCAAACGACAAAACCCCGGGAUAUUUUCAUGGGAAAUACGAGAAAAGUUACUAAAGGAGGGCGUGACCGAUCCACCCAGCAUUUCGUCGAUCUCCCGGCUGCUCCGCGGAGGCGCGAGAGACCCAGAUGGGAAGAAAGACUACAGCAUUGAUGGAAUUCUUGGCGGUCGUGGGUCGGAUUCCUCGGACAUCGAGUCGGAGCCUGGUUUGACGUUGAAACGGAAACAGCGCCGUUCCCGUACUACAUUCACCGGGGAACAACUGGACGCCCUGGAACGAGCCUUCCAUCGAACGCAGUAUCCUGACGUGUACACCAGGGAGGAGUUGGCUCUCCAAACUGGACUUACUGAAGCCAGAAUACAGGUCUGGUUCUCAAAUAGACGUGCCCGAUUAAGAAAACACACCGGUUCAAAUUCAACUCCUAGUCUCACUGGUUACUCCACCUUGCCAAUGCCUCAGAUACCGUGUCCGUAUCCAGCUGGAGAAAUUUCAUCUCUAUCUCAACAUCACACACAGCAUCCUGAUCCUUGGCAUCAUCAAAAAUAUGCUAACUAUAAUCAACUCAUGGCGCAGUCACAACAUUUAAACCAAGCUUUUCAAAACGCUGCUUUCCCAAGUACAUCUGGUUCUACUUUCAGCCAUCUAGUGAGUGGUACAAAUGGAACUACACAUAGCCAAAUAUUGGACGCUGCUAUCCCCAGAAAUGACUACGCAAGAUAUCCCAAUAACGAUGUCUACAAUAAACCUAUUAAUUACCUUCCGAAAGAAACAGAAGGUGAAGAUAAAGUAACCAGUGAAGAAGUUAUUGAAAAUAGAGAGGAUGCUUUUGUGAAAACAACUGCUGACGAAUACAGCAAGGCAUUACCAAAUAAUGAUUAUCCAAAAAUCCCUACUGAUUAUUCAAAAGUUUCAGUAGACCCAUCCUCAUCUGCUAAUUGGAGUCCUUCCCAUAAUUCCCUAAACAUGAGUUUAGCUGGUCUCUCCGGUGAAUAUAAAUAUAUGAAUGAUCCAUAUUCUUUCCCGAAUAUUCCUGAUCCCCUUACUCAACAUAGUUAUCCUAAUCCACCUAAUAAUCCAACUAGUAAAUAUUGGAUUUGACAAAGUACAUUAAUAAUCUCAACAUUAUCUUGUAUUAAUACUAAAUAUAAGUUGUUAACUUUAUUUAAUUUAAAAAAGUUGUAUAUAAAAAAAUACCUCUAUUCUACAUUCCAUUAUAUAGAAUUUAGAUUUAUUGCUUGUAAACCAAACAUUUGUAAAAAAAUAUUAGAAA
Molecule: messenger RNA, 2025 nt
Organism: Galleria mellonella (greater wax moth)
Lineage: Eukaryota; Metazoa; Arthropoda; Insecta; Lepidoptera; Pyralidae
Product: protein gooseberry-neuro
Exons: 6
Coding region: 462-1853 (463 amino acids)
Biological process (GO): regulation of transcription by RNA polymerase II; anatomical structure development
Molecular function (GO): DNA-binding transcription factor activity, RNA polymerase II-specific; RNA polymerase II cis-regulatory region sequence-specific DNA binding
Source: RefSeq, a predicted model, not a curated record